GGAGUUUUCUGUUCCAUUCUUUUUCACUUUAACACAUAAAUGCACGUUUUAACUCCAGACGUUCAAUAGAACAUCACCGAACAUUCGCAGGACAUAAGGUUGCUUCGACCAAAAGACAUUUUUGGAAUUAUUAUUUUGCAUCACUUCGAGUAGUAAGUGUUUCGUCGUCGACUUCGUAAACAUACGCGCAGAAGGAGAAUCCAGUUGGGGGAAAUCCGUGACAGGUUUUCCUCAACCUCACAUCCCUUUCUAGGCACUGAAAAGAGCAUUUUCAAGUUACAGCCGGUCAGAGCAAGCUUUGCAGAAGGGGGUGUGUUGGAAACUGGCAAAGCUUUCUCUCGUGUGUGUGUGUCUGUGUUCAUAUCCGUCCUGUGGGAAGAGAGCCGCUCCGGCCCUGUGGGAAUCGACUGGAACUGGUCACUGUUGAACUGGAUCGGACACUGCGAGGAUUCCGUUGAGAGCGAAAUAUGUUGCCCAAGAGCAGGCUGGGAAAGCGCUCCACCAUGGGCGCGCUGGUGUGUGGCUCCUGCCACCCCUCCGACGGCCACCAGGAGGCGCCGCAGCUGCCUCCACAUCAGCAUCAGGGCGAGGCGGAGGCCGGCACGCCGUGUCUGGGGCUCGGCCCGAGACCUCACGGCGUCAUCAGAGUCAAGCUGCACCCGGGCCAGAAGGUGUAUGUUUUCUGCGGAGGCCAAGAGUGCUGUGGCAUGGUCGAGCAGCACAACCACGUGGACAACCAGGUGAACAUCUUCCUCCCCCAGCUCAACCAGCACAUCGUCCGCAAGCAGGAGGACGUCUGGACGACCCCCAACCCUCCGCUCGCCUCUCACUCCCACCCCACUCGCUCUGUGUCUUCCUGCAUUGACGUACCAAGAAGUUACAGAAGCCCUGUGUCUGUGGACAUGGAUGAGAUGAUGGCUGCCAUGGUGCUGACCAGCUUGUCAUGCAGUCCGCUGGUCCAGAGCCCGUCUCAGGUAGAACCAGCCGUCAGUGGGGUGGAAUGUGGCGGAGGUGAACUGUCCGACAGCGGCAGCAGCGGCUACUGGAGCUCCGACCAUGGCAACACAAGCCCCGCCCCGUCACCAACCAUCGAGGAGACAGACAGGGGUGCGGUCCCACCCACCGACGAGGGAUUGGACAUGGAACUGGAACAGGUUCUGUUUGACGAACCAGCGCCACGGAAACGAAAGAACUCUGUUAAGAUUGCUUACCGGUGUCUUUGGCGCAACUGUGGCAAGGUUCUGACCUCAGUGGUUGGCAUGAAGCGGCACAUUCGCACACUGCACUUGGGCCAGAGCACGGAGCAUGAGCGCUCCCAGAGGGAGGAGGACUUCUACUACACCGAGAUCUACCAGGACGUGGACCAGAUGACCGUCAGUAGCGGGGGCCCUCCCCUGGCCCCUGCCCCCACCCCCGCCAGGCCCUCCUGUGCGUCCCCCUCCAGCACUGCCCAGCACAUCCCCUCUCCCCCCAAAACCGAGCCCAGUCCCCUCAGCCGAUCUGCGCCCUCCGAGAGCUUCUGGCAGGUCCACUGCGAGCACUCGUACCAGGCCCCUGCACCUCCUCCUGCUCAGGCGGUGACUGCAGCGCCCUCCACCUCCCCCUCCUGUCUUUGGACGCAGCCUCUGACCGUCGCCACAAACAAACAGGUGGCGCCAUUUCGCAACCGUUCAGUGAGUGUUGGUGAACAGUGGCUCCAGAACCACAGCGCCCCCAGCAGGUCGGUCCCAGCCAGUGUCUCACCACCCAGAAAUCACUGCAACACCAGAAAGAUCCGCGGCGAGGCCAAGAAGUGCCGGAAGGUGUACGGCAUCGAGCACAGGGACCAGUGGUGCACCGCAUGCCGCUGGAAGAAAGCCUGUCAGCGGUUUGUGGACUGAGAGAGUGCAGACAGCGAGAGAAAGAGAGAGAGAGAUCGUGAGAGAGGGGGACAUUUUCUUUUCAAACUGAAGAAACACCUCUUCCAAAGACAGGAGGACAGGCUAACCACAAAACCAGAGAAGCACCUUUUUUGUUUUUUAAACUGUUUUGUACUUUUUACUUUUUAAAUGUUUUUGUUGUUUUUUUGUUUUGUUUUUGUUGUUUGUUUUUUGUUCUUUUAUACUUGCAUGCUUUUUGUGUUUAAAUUUCACAACUGUAAUUGUACUUUGUUACAGCAUGAUUUAAAUGUUUUUGGUGCUUACAGUAAGGCUUUGGGGAAGUAAAGAGGUAUUACACUGCCAUUCCCCUUAACUCUACCUGUCUGAGGUGAGUCUUGAGUCUCGAGGUGCCCACCUCUGCUAGUCUUCCUCCAAACUGGAACAUGAUGAGACGCGUCCCCUGCACACACAGGGGUCUUCUGUGUAACAGUCUCUGAGCCACUGCCACAUCAGCCAAGGGGAUUUCCCUUAGGAGUCAACGGAGGCCCAUCUCCACACGACCCCGGUUCUAGGAAUCGACUCGUUUCUCAAUGGCAGUCUAGAAAUAAAUAUGGCCGCCUACGAAAGAAGCCGCUUCGGUUUCCCGCCCUUCCUCAAACACUACGAGUGAGUGAGUGUGUGUGUGUGUGUGUGUCUGUAUGUGUGUGUGCACACAUUUGUGUAUGAAGUGGGAUGGCAGUUACUGUUCCAGCACUGAUUUAAUAUUGAAGACCAUGCAGUAAGAAAGAAGUCAAUUGUGGUGCAGGCGUAAGAUUGACCUAAUGAGAGGAGUUAUAAAAAAGGAAAAAUAAAUAAAAAACACGGCAGCUUAUUAUGACUACAGCAGUUGGUGGAGCAGUGUUGGCACUCAUGGCCCACUGUGUCCACUGUAAAAGCCAUGCAGAUCUGUGGUGGAAUUCCACAGCGUCCGAAGCUUUUUUCUUUCUCUUCAAAAAGAGAUGUUUUAUGUAUAAAAAAAAUGAGUUUUUUUGUUGUUGUUUACUCAGUGGCUAGUGUUUCUGGUGUUAUGUCAUAAUCAUUGUGCUCUUAUAUUGAUUGCCAGUGAGACAAAAAAAGAUGUAAAAAAAAUUAGAUCUCUGAUGACAAAGAAAUUAGUUCUGGUGUAGCAACGUUCCCCUUUUCCAUAAUCAUUUGACACUUCCUUCACGAGUUUACCAAACUGUUGGCUCAAGUGUACAUUUUGUGGUUCCUUCUUUUACUAUGGUGCAAUCGCACUGUAAGACCACUCUUUUGAAUCUUUUUGAUAUUCUGUCUUGUCCUUUAAUGAAAGGAAUAUAAUAUGUAUGAUUGAGAGACAUCAGCCUCCAACCUUUUUUUCGUGUAAAGUUCCAAGGAAUAAGACUUUGUAUGUCUGCUUGUACUACAGACGACAUGAAUGUCUUAGGGAGUCUGCUCUAUGCGAGUCAGAUACUUUUUAGUGAAAGGAUUUGUGUUCACAUUGUAGUUAAGUACUAAAACGGUAAUUUCUUCUGUCAUCUAACUGCCCAGGCAAAUGAGACAUAACCAACAGAAGUCCAUGAGUAUCUUGUGUCAUUGUAUGUUCCAUAAAGUCAGUUUGUGUCAAAGCAAAAAAGUAACACCUUAUUAUGAAAUUCUUUGUGUAAUCUGAAACCUUUUUGUAAUUCUUAAGUUUUAUUACAUUUUAUAAAAAUAUAUAUCAAACCAA
Molecule: messenger RNA, 3585 nt
Organism: Alosa alosa (allis shad)
Lineage: Eukaryota; Metazoa; Chordata; Actinopteri; Clupeiformes; Clupeidae
Gene: znf395a
Product: zinc finger protein 395a
Exons: 10
Coding region: 468-1880 (470 amino acids)
Biological process (GO): regulation of transcription by RNA polymerase II
Cellular component (GO): nucleus
Molecular function (GO): DNA-binding transcription factor activity; RNA polymerase II cis-regulatory region sequence-specific DNA binding
Source: RefSeq, a predicted model, not a curated record